AUGGCCGCCAUAGGAACAAGCACAUUUUAUGGAAAGAAGAGAGGAGACAGAACUGAAGCAGAGAGGAUUCUUUAUAAGAUAGUUGAGGGAGAUUCAGACUUAGACCUUUCAGAUGAGGAGAGAGAUGAGGAUGAAUUUGAACCUGAUGUACAAGAAGAUGGUGAAGAAGAGGAAGAAAGUGCAAGAGACUCAGAUGAGCAGACAGAAUCAGACACAGAGACAGAAAGGGAUGAGCAGGAAAGACGUCGCCAUCUGUGGACCAGGAGUAACAUAUUCACACCUGUGCUACCUGGGCUUCCUGACUGUAAAGAUGACCCUACUGCCCAUGCAGACUGGAGUCCAAUUCAGUACUUUACUCAGUACAUUGACAACAAAAUUUUUGAGAAUUUGGCUGAAUUUACAAAUCAAAGAGAGCUACAAAUUAGAGGAGUGUCUCUAAAUACUACUCCACAAGAAAUGAAGAUUUUCUUUGGCAUUUCAAUCCACAUGGCCUGCCUAGGAUAUCCCAGAAUUAAAAUGUUUUGGGGCAAAAAAACAAAAGUGCCAGUUAUAAGCAGCAAAAUGACAAGGGAUAGGUUUUUCAAGCUGAGAAGCUCACUCAAGAUUGUGGAUGACCUGGCUAUAACAGAAGAAACAAAGAAAGCAGACAUUCUUUGGAAAGUCAGGCCAUUACUUGACCGUGUGAGGCAAGGCUGCCUCAAUCUCCCAAAGACAGAGAAGGUCUGCAUUGAUGAGCAAAUCAUCCCUUUCACAGGCUGCUGUCCAGUCAGGCAAUAUGUUCCAGGCAAGCCAAACCCUACUGGCCUAAAGGUCUUUGUUCUUGCUUCUCCAAAUGGUCUGAUGCUGGAUUUUGAAGUGUACCAAGGGAAGAAUACAUUCAAUGGCCAAAGACUGGGAGUUGGACAAGCAGCAGUCCUACGUAUGGUUGAGUCUGUUCCCACUGGAAGUCACCUAUUCUUCGACCGAUACUUCACAACAAUCAAUCUCAUGGAUGCAUUGCUGGCAAAGGGCCUUCCAGCAACCGGAACCAUAAUGAAGAACCGAGUCCCAAAGGAGAGCAAAAUGCCAAGCGACAAGUUCAUGGGAAACAUCCUGAAGAUGUCUGCAACAGAUGGUACAAAAAAGAAAAAGUCCCAUGUCCCAGUGAGAAGACCAGCAGUGAUCAGGGAGUAUAAUGACAACAUGGGUGGCGUGGACCUCUGUGACCGCAUGCUGAGCUUUUAUCGCAUGUCAAAUAGGUCCAAGAAAUGGACAUUGCGUGUAGUUACUCACUUCUUUGAUGUUGCCAUCACAAACUCAUGGAUCCAAUACAAGUCGGACAGCAAAGCACUUAACAGACCAGCGAAGAACACCAAACAGUACCUGGACUUCAAAUUGCACCUGGCUGAGGAGUUGUUGGAUUGUCCAGAACUUGAUGACAGCAGUGAAACAAGUGAAGAAGAGUAUGAGCCACCAAUUAAAAUGAGGAUUCCGCAACCCGAACCAUCUGUGCGCAGACUAGGAGCCACCCACAUGCCAGAGAUGGUAGAAAUCAACCAUGCUGAAAGGUGCAGAAAUAAGGGCUGCAAAAGCAAGACGUACAUGAGGUGUACCAAAUGCAGGAUGUUUCUCUGCAUUACCAAAAAGAGAAAAUGCUUCCAGGAGUAUCACCACUAA
Molecule: messenger RNA, 1656 nt
Organism: Megalobrama amblycephala (Wuchang bream)
Lineage: Eukaryota; Metazoa; Chordata; Actinopteri; Cypriniformes; Xenocyprididae
Product: piggyBac transposable element-derived protein 3-like
Exons: 4
Coding region: 1-1656 (551 amino acids)
Source: RefSeq, a predicted model, not a curated record